Molecule: messenger RNA, 3404 nt
Organism: Glycine soja
Lineage: Eukaryota; Viridiplantae; Streptophyta; Magnoliopsida; Fabales; Fabaceae
Exons: 17
Coding region: 290-2956 (888 amino acids)
Biological process (GO): mitotic sister chromatid cohesion; DNA repair
Cellular component (GO): nucleus; chromatin
Source: RefSeq, a predicted model, not a curated record
UUUCCUUUUUUCUUUUUAAGGUAAUCAAAAUCAAAUAAAAGGAAAAAAAACAACAAAAAGUAAUCCCAGUAAAGUGUUGAUUUUCAACCCAGAAACAAACUGAAUGAUGUAUGAAAUUAAUAAAUCAUUGACUGAAAGUGAUGAUUUUUGUGUGUGCCUGCUUGCAUGUCCAUCACUUGGCCUUAAGCCCUUGAAUUUGGGUCCGCUGAGUUGUUUGCAGCUAGAGUGAGUCUUAGGGCUAUAAAAAACGGUUUUUUAGAGUGCGAAUGUGCAGAGCUUGAGGCACAAAAUGGCUUCUGCUAAUGAUUUGACAGAGACAGAGAGGAGCACAGCAAAGAGCCUUAGACAUGUGGGGAGAAAGCUCCUCAAGUGCUCUUCGGUUCACAAGCUUCUGCAACUCCUUGAUAAAUUGGAGCUGCUAUUAUCAUCCCUGGAUCAAGAACCAACUAAGCCAAUUCAAGAAUCACUUGUACCUGCAAUGAAGGCAUUGAUUUCCGAUGAACUUUUGAGGCACACAGAUGGGGAUGUUAAGAUUUCAGUUACAUCUUGCAUCAAUGAGAUUACAAGAAUCACUGCACCAGAUGUCCCUUAUGAUGAUGAACAAAUGAAGGAAAUAUUCAAGCUCACAGUGGCAUCUUUUGAGAAAUUGUCUCACAUAUCUGGCCGUGGCUAUGAAAAAGCACUUACCAUACUCGAUAAUGCCAAUAAAGUCAGAUUAUGCUUGGUCAUGCUGGACCUUGAGUGUAAUGACCUGGUUAUUGAAAUGUUUCAGCAUUUCUUGAGAUAUAUAAGGUCAGACCAUCCCUGUAAUGCAAUUCAUUCAAUGGAAUCAAUAAUGACCCUGAUUUUGCAAGAAAUUGAACAAAUUUCCCCAGCUCUUCUUAGACCUCUGUUGGAUAGCGUAGGGAAUGAAAAUCAGAUUAUUUCACCUAUGUCUUGGUCAUUGGGGGAGAAAGUAAUUAGCAACUGUGCUGUUAAUCUCAAGCCUUAUCUCAUGAAGGCGGUGGAGUCCUCAGGCAGAGCUCUAAAUGAGUAUGCACAGAUACUAACUGAUAUUUGCCAGAACCAAUCUGAAUCCCCUCAGUGUGAUGAUUCAAAUGGUUCUAAGAAGACAGUGGUUCAGGAAGCUGAGAACAAGCUUGAUGUUCCUAAAGAUGCAGAGGAACAAUCAUGUGAUGUUCAGGAAGCUCAGAACAAGCUUGAUGUUUCUAAAGAGGCAGAGGAACAACCGUGUGAUGUUCAGGAAGCUGAGAACAAGCUUGAUGCUCCUAAAGAUGCAAAGGAACAACCAUGUGAUGUUCAGGAAGCUGAGAACAAACUUAAUGUUCCUAAAGAUGCAGAGGAACAACCAGUUGAUGAAACCAAGGGGCAUGAACUGGAUAUUACUGGUGAGAGAGAUGUCCAAAUUUUGGAUGAUACAAAGUCAAACAUAAGAAGUGGUACUUCUGCCAUGGAUGGUGAAUCGAUAAACAUAUCUGGUUCAAAAAGGAGACCACAUUCUGCAAUAACUAAGAACUCCAAAAGAGGAAGUGCAAAAGCCAAUUUGGAAACUGACAAUUUAGAGUCUGUUCAGGAACCAAAAUCAGAAAUGCAGUUGAAUACUGUGCCAAGGAAGAGGGGCCGUAAGCCUAAUUCUUUACUGAAUGCAGAGGAAGGCUAUGAUCACUCAUGGAUUUAUCAAGAAAGAAAACCUGGGAAAUCAGCUCUAUCCAGGAAGGCUUGCAAUUGCAGUUCUCCAUAUCCAUCUUCUGAAAAACCUACUUCCAGAAAGGAUAAGUUGCAUCGGAAGCCUAAAACUGUAAGUGAAACUCUAGUUUCUAUGUUGAAAAGUGAGAACAUAGCAAAACCUGCCCAAUCCAGAAGGACUCAAAAUAUUGGCAGUGAUUUUCCAGCUAAUGAUACAAGUGAACCUAAACAUAAAACUGAUGAGAAUACGGAUGCUGCUCCUGUAAAUAAUAACAUUCCUGAUGGACGUCAUAUCAAAUGCGGUCAGCCAAGGAAAAUAAAUAACACUGGGAAUCAAGAUGUUCAUUCCAAUUCUCUGUCAAUAUUAAAGGAAGACAACUUGAAUUCUCUUCUUGAGAAGACUUCUCUGGAUUCCCCAGCAGUUAGGUUGGAAAAGGAAUCUGAAGUAAGGAAGGAUUCUGAAAUAAAACCCAUUAGGAAAAUCAAAUUUUCUGUAAGGGUUGAUGGGAAACUUGUGGCUCCAGAAUCAGUUGCUAAGAGGGAACCUAGCGCUUCUUGUGGAUAUGAGGGGAAACACAAGUCAUUUGUGAAUAUUGAGCUAGAAAAUAUAGAAGAGAGCAGAUCCUCAGCUCAAACAGAUGUUAAGAAAAGGAGGAGGCUUAAUGCUACUCCUAAUAAGGGUGUCAACAAAUCAUCAGCUGUGAAGGAGCUGAUUGUAGAAUCUGCAAGUAAAACGUUAGGUGGUGUCAAGGAAACCCCACAAGCAAGUUUGAGGAGGAGACACAUUACUGCGAAUGUAGAGGCAUCUGAAUCUUGUGAUGAUGGUAGCUCAUUGGUUUGUAGAAGGAUCAAGGUCUGGUGGCCAAAGGAUAAGAUGUUUUAUGAAGGUGUUAUUGAUUCUUAUGAUCCUAUCAAAGGAAAGCACAAGAUUUUGUAUGCCGAUGGUGAUGUUGAAGUGUUGAACCUCAAAAGACAGCGUUGGGAACCAGUUACUGUAGAUGUUUUGUUACAUGAGGAAGGACUUGCACAUCAGAGGCAUGCACAAGCAUCAGACAUAGCAGAAAAUGGCAAGGAAAAAUCCGCAUUGGAGUCAGCCAAGGGUGCAAAUAUAAAUUCUCAGUCCAGUAGGGGAAGAGCUUCAGCUUCUGCAGGCAUCUUCAAAUCUGUGAAAUCUGCGGAUACUUCUGCUGUUGAUUUGGCUGAUGAUUCACCUAUCAUUUUUAGCAGAAAAGACUCUAGGACACCUAAAACCAAAAGAAGAAGGGUGUAAAUGAAGAAGGGCAUGAAAAAGGUUACCAGCUACGGGCCUCAAUGCAGUGAAGCUGUGCAGUGUUUACUAGUUAGUCUUGUUUUGUUUCAUAGUUAGUGUCAAGAACCCUGCAAACUGGUUAGUCUCUAGCAUGGUUUGAUAUAUUAUGGUGUCUAAGACUAUUUUCUUCAGAAGGGUUUUUUCACACCCUUUUCAAAACUUGGUUCCAUAUAGGUAAAUUAAGUCAUCUAUUUGUGUUAGAAUAGAAGGGUUUGUUCAUUCUUGUUGAUUGGCAAGGUUAGUAUUCUUGAAUAACAGAGGAAAUGAUUUGUCACCUUUGAUUCCGCAUGGAUAAGGGACUGGCUUCAUAGGGUGAAUUUCUUCAGGUCUCUCAAAAGUACUUAACAUUUAUGGUCCCUUUGAUGCCUUAGAAAAUGAAAAGGACUGACUUCAUCUUUGAUUUUAAAAA